Messenger RNA from Tetrahymena thermophila SB210, 1047 nucleotides. Its product is annotated as tetratricopeptide repeat protein. The transcript has a single exon. NCBI's taxonomy places the organism in Eukaryota, Ciliophora, Oligohymenophorea, Hymenostomatida, Tetrahymenidae. The record is from RefSeq and is a predicted model, not a curated record. Gene Ontology annotation, molecular function: protein binding.
AUGAACUAAUAUAAUUAAUUUGAUAAUUAUUAGUAAUAGAAUUAAAUUAAUAAAAUGAGGGAAAGCAGAUCUAUAGAACAUUAGGAGUAAAAAAUAUCUCAGUAGUAAAGGUAGUAAGAAGAAAAUAUGCAUAAUUAAGAUAUGAUUGAUACUAUGCAGAAUAAUAUGGGAAAUAUUAAUUAAACAGCUAAUUUUUAAUCUUAAGAUGAAUAAACAAAUAAAAAAGAAGUUAUUAAUACAAAUAGCUUAAAACUCUUAGUUAAAUUUAUAGAUUACCUAAAGGUUAAAGGAGAAAGCGAUGUCAAUACACUACUAUUAAUGUAAGAGAGGCUUUUAUACACUGCUUCUUACUUGCUUGAACGAGGAGCAAAUAUACAUGAAUUGCACUUUGACUUUAAAAACGAAACCAUUUAAUUUGUACAAAAAGUAAAUCUUAAAGCCAUGGAAAGUGGUAAUGUCCUUGGAUUUGACGAACUAAUUAACUUAUUAAGUAGGGCUAUAGAUAUGCUUUUAUAUAAGCCCAUUUUUUCAAGAAUCGAACCUUUUUCUAAAGUUUUAGAUUUAAGAAUUUUAUGUUUUAAUAAUUUAAGCUGCAUAUAUCGCUAAAAUAAAAUGUAUCAUGAUGCAUUAAAGGCAGUUGAUAGGGCUAUUGAAAUGGAAGAAAUUUUAGUGAGAGAAAAUUAUGGAGAAUCAAAUAAAAAUAUAGCUAGCACUUAUAUUAAUAAGGCUGUCAUCAUGUCAGAGUUAGGAUUGCAUUUAGAAUCAAUAGAUACCAUUAAAAAAGCUUUAGAUAAUAUGGAAAGCUUUAGAAAAGAAUGGGAAGCGAACUUGGAAGAACAAGAUAUUUUCUAAUUAAAAUAUUUAUCUGUAAUUGCAUACUUUAACUUAGCUGUUGAGCAUGAGCAUUUAUUCUACGUUUAAUACGCAAAAACAUUUUAUGAAAUAGCUCUUAACAUAAGCAGAGAGUUAAAUUAUGGUGAAAUGACCAAGACGAUAGAAAAUGUUUUAAAAAAAAUGAAAAAAGUGCCUCAAGUAAAUAAAAAUUGA